Molecule: messenger RNA, 1662 nt
Organism: Lachnellula hyalina
Lineage: Eukaryota; Fungi; Ascomycota; Leotiomycetes; Helotiales; Lachnaceae
Gene: Nox1
Product: NADPH oxidase
Exons: 5
Coding region: 1-1662 (553 amino acids)
Biological process (GO): superoxide anion generation; defense response
Cellular component (GO): NADPH oxidase complex; plasma membrane
Molecular function (GO): superoxide-generating NAD(P)H oxidase activity
Source: RefSeq, a predicted model, not a curated record
AUGGGGUUCAUGAAUGAGCUCAAGGCUCAAACUCGGGGGACGAAGUUGAUGUUCAAUUUUCUUUUUCACGGGUUCCAUGUUGGGCUAUUCGCACUUGGAUGGUGGAAGCAAGCAAACGACAUAAAGCUUGCGGGUCUGAAUUCACUCACCUUUUCCGUAUGGAUAUCCCGAGGUGCUGGUCUUGUUCUGUCAGUGGAUGGUGCUAUGAUUCUGCUACCAAUGUGUCGGAAUAUCAUGAGAUAUGUUCGACCAAAGGUCAAGUUUCUGCCGCUCGAUGAGUCGCAAUGGUUCCAUCGACAAGUUGCCUACUCACUUUUGUUUUACACUAUCGUCCACACCGCCGGUCAUUAUGUCAACUUCUUCAACGUUGAGAGAACUCAGAUCCGAAAGGAAACUGCAAUUCAGAUCCACUACACCCAAGUUGGUGGAAUUACUGGCCAUAUCAUGCUACUAUGCAUGCUUCUCAUGUACACGACGGCUCACGCCAAGAUUCGCCAGCAAUCCUUCGAGACGUUCUGGUAUACCCAUCAUCUAUUCAUUCCCUUCAUGCUUGGCCUUUACACUCACGCCACUGGCUGCUUCGUGCGUGAUACCGCCACCCCUUUCUCUCCAUUCGACCACGACAACUUCUGGAACCAUUGCCUCGGUUAUGAAGGGUGGAGGUGGGAGCUCUGGGGAGGUGGUCUUUACCUCAUGGAGCGAUUGUACCGAGAAAUCCGAUCCAGGAGAGACACACAGAUCGUUAGAGUUGUGCGCCAUCCAUAUGAUGCCAUGGAGAUCCAGUUCACCAAGCCCUCGAUGAAAUACAAGGCCGGCCAGUGGUUGUUCUUGAACGUUCCUUCAGUAUCAAAGCAGCAGUGGCAUCCAUUUACCAUCACAUCCUGCCCAUUCGACCCCUACAUUUCCGUACACGUCCGUCAAGUCGGCGACUUCACCAGAGCCCUAGGAGAUGCCCUCGGAGCAGGACCCGCCCAGUCCAAGCUAUACGAUGGCGGCGACCCCAACGCAAUGUUCGAAGUCGCUCUUCAAAACGGGCAAGAAAUGCCCGAAAUCCGCAUCGAUGGACCUUUCGGUGCACCUGCUGAAGACGUCUUCGACAACGAAAUCGCCGUCCUCAUCGGAACGGGUAUCGGAGUUACGCCCUGGGCUGCCAUCCUAAAGAAUAUCUGGCACAUGCGCCAGGGACCCAACCCCCCCACUCGUCUCCGCCGCGUCGAGUUCAUCUGGGUCUGCAAAGACACUACCUCUUUUGAAUGGUUCCAGAUCCUCUUGUCAUCUCUAGAAGCUCAGUCUCAAGCGGCUGCCAACUUACCCGGCAAUAACGGUAGCGAGUUCUUGCGAAUUCAUACCUAUCUGACCCAGAAACUCGAUAUCGAUACUGCCCAGAACAUCGUGCUGAACAGUGUUGGUGCUGCUGUGGACCCUCUCACUGAGCUCCAGGCCCGCACCAACUUCGGCCGUCCUGAUUUCGGAAGGCUGUUCACGGGCAUGAGGGAGGGUAUCUUGGAUAGAACUUACCUGAAUGGAUUGGAAGGAGAGAUGAGGACGAAUGUCGGAGUUUACUUCUGUGGACCCAACGUAGCAGCGCGUGAGAUCAAGAAAGCUUGUAAAAAGGCAACAGUCCGGGAAGUCAACUUCUCGUUCUGGAAAGAGCAUUUCUAA